AGAUUUAGAGUAAGAAAUUUAAUAGAUAACGAAAUGUCAUACUGUUUAACAAAUAUUCUAGCAGUUAUUGGAUUUUUAGAGACUGCUGAUUACUUGGAUUUAAACAACAAUAACAUUAUUAACAGCAGUAGUGGUAGGAGGGUUGGGCAUGAAAUAGUUAAAGUGGCUGAUAGUGGUGUAAAAGUUAUCACUGACGCAUUUGAUUCUUCUUAUAAGUUGUUUGGUCGUAUUCUUGGAUCAAAUGAUAUAUUUUUCGAUAAGGACAAUAUUAAUAAUAAAAACAAUGUUAAUAAAUUGCCCUCAACAAAAUCUACAAUAACUCCUGGCAUUGAUGAAGCUAAACAAGAAAACGAAAUGCAACAGCCGCAACAACACCGAAAACGUAAAUCUUCAUCCUCAUCAAUGUAA
This is a messenger RNA of Entrophospora sp. SA101, 408 nucleotides long. NCBI's taxonomy places the organism in Eukaryota, Fungi, Glomeromycota, Glomeromycetes, Entrophosporales, Entrophosporaceae. The record is from the annotation of a GenBank genome assembly.